Messenger RNA from Protopterus annectens (West African lungfish), 3623 nucleotides. It is a transcript of the gene MBTD1, whose product is annotated as mbt domain containing 1. Lineage: Eukaryota; Metazoa; Chordata; Ceratodontiformes; Protopteridae. Gene Ontology annotation, biological process: regulation of DNA-templated transcription. Gene Ontology annotation, cellular component: nucleus. Gene Ontology annotation, molecular function: zinc ion binding. The record is from RefSeq and is a predicted model, not a curated record.
UUAUAAUAUUGUUGAUGUUCUGAAGGAGUUAAUUUCUUUCUUUUCUUUUUUUUUUCAUUUUAACUUCCUCUCCUUACCUCUGUCACUUUUACGUAUAUGGGAAACACAAGCUUAAAGAGCUUUUCUCCUAUGUGUGAUGGAAAGUACUAGGGUCUUGGCACUCUUAUGAUGGUUGACACUUCAUCUGUAGAGAUGCUGAGGGCUUUCUUGAAGUUGUAGCAGGGCUUUCUAAAGACUGACUGUCAUACCAGCUGAAAUGAGACCACACUCAUGCUGCUUGGACACUGCAUCUUGGCUCCAGGGGUGAGCCAAGGUUGCCAGACAAUUCAGCAACUUUUUGUCUACCUCUUGGUUGAUCACGUGAAUCUUUGCAUCCAUCCUUUCAAUCUUUGCAAAAAUUGAUUAAGCAUUGUUUGCUUUCUGAAAGAAAAAUACACUACCCGUUCGGAAUGUUUGACGGCUAUGAAAGUUGCAGUGAGGACACUAGUAGUAGUUCAAGUUCAGAUGAAAGUGAAGAGGAAGUUGCACCCUUACCCCCCAGUCUGCCAAUUAUUAAGAAUAAUGGGCAAGUUUAUACGUACCCAGAUGGCAAAUCUGGUAUGGGGUAAACCACCAACAAAGAAGGCAAAAGUUUUACAGAAACAACCUUUAGUUGCUAAAUUAGCAGCUUAUGCACAGUAUCAAGCCACUCUACAGAAUCAAGCAAAGCAGGCUAAAGCAGCAGUUCCUGCAGAGGUCUUUAACUGGGGUACUUAUAUCAACAGCAAUAAUUUUAUAGCAGCUCCUGUUUCCUGUUUUAAACAUGCACCAAUGGGGAGCUGUUGGGGAGACAUUGCCGAAGGUGUGAGAGUGGAGGUUCCCAACACAGACAACAAUCUACCUACAAAAGUAUACUGGAUAGCAGAAAUAGUCAAGCUAGCAGGUUACAGUGCUUUGCUUCGAUAUGAAGGCUUUGAUAAUGAUUCAAGUCUUGACUUUUGGCAGAAUAUAUGUGGCCCAGAUGUUCACCCGGUUGGUUGGUGUGCCACCAGCGGAAAACCUUUGGUCCCUCCACGAUCAAUUCAGCACAAGUCUACAAACUGGAAGGCUUUUCUAGUAAAACGGCUUACUGGUGCCAAAACUCUUCCUGCUGAUUUCUCUCAAAAGGUCACAGAAAAUAUGCAGUACCCUUUCAAACCUAAUAUGCGGGUAGAAGUUGUUGACAAAACACAUCUGUCUCGGACACGGGUAGCUUAUGUACAUAGUGUGAUUGGGGGAAGAUUACGGCUAGUAUAUGAAGAUAGUGAAGAUGGAACAGAUGAUUUCUGGUGUCAUAUGUACAGCCCACUUAUUCACCCCGUUGGCUGGUCUCGAAGUAUUGGGCAUCGGUUCAAGCGUUCAGAUAUCUUUAAGAAGCCAGAAGGGCUUUUUGAUGCUGGAGCGCGUUUAUUUGUCCAGGUAAAAGAUGUAGACCAAAGUGGGGAAUGGUUUAAAGAUGGAAUGAAACUGGAAGCCAUCGAUCCUUUAAACCUUUCUGCAAUAUGUGUUGCAACAAUAAGAAAGGUGUUGGCAGAUGGAUACUUGAUGAUUGGCAUUGAUGGCUCUGAAGCUGCAGAUGGAUCAGACUGGUUCUGUUACCACAGUACUUCUCCUUCAAUCUUUCCUGCAGGUUUUUGUGAAAUUAACUCGAUAGAGCUUACGCCUCCUAGAGGAUACACAAAACUCCCUUUCAAAUGGUUUGACUACCUCAGGGAAACAGGAUCCACAGCAGCUCCAGUGAAACUAUUUAAUAAGGAAGUCCCUAACCAUGGAUUCAGACGGGGCAUGAAACUGGAGGCUGUAGAUCUUAUGGAGCCACGCCUGGUGUGUGUGGCCACAGUGACUCUCAUUAUCCACAGAUUGCUAAGGAUCCAUUUUGAUGGUUGGGAUGACGAAUAUGACCAAUGGGUUGAUUGUCAGUCUCCUGAUCUAUAUCCUGUCGGAUGGUGUCAGCUGACUGGGUACCAGUUGCAGCCUCCAGCAGCACAAGCAUCAAGAGACAAUCAAUCCAGCUCAUCCAAGCAAAAGAAAAAGACAAAGUCUCAGCAGUACAAAGGACCCAAAAAAGUAACUUCACUGCAACUCAAAGAAGAACUGUUGGAUGGAGAGGACAUCACCUUUCUUCAAGGAGCUUCUGACCAAGAAAGCAAUGGAUCUGGUAACUUUUAUAUCAAACAGGAGCCAUAAGAGCAGCUUGAAUUUGCAACAAUGUGGCAUCAGCCUGUUGUGGAUCUAAACUAAAAGUGCUCUUCUACUGCUGGAUCCUAAAGGGUAGCGGCUCAUCAAAGACACUUAGUGGGACACACAAGAUAUUAGAUUUAAAGACUUAUUUUUGUUUGACUAAAAAAAAAAAAAAUAAGAAAACUAUUUUGCAAGACGUGAUCUUUUCAAUUUCUCACUCGGAUGGGCUUUUUCAGCUUCUUGCAUUUGAAGUUUUUUGAGCAACUUUUGUAAUACUCUUCAGAGUGCAGAUUUAUUGUGCUUUGAACACAAAUGAGAAAAAAAAAAAAAGAAUUUUCUUGCUCUUUAUGACAGAGUUAAAAACUAAGAAAAAAAAAAAGAAAAUAUUCAAGAAGGGGAAGUAGGUUGAGAGGCAUUGUGUGAUUGCGAAUCACAUAAUACAAUAAAGAGCCUUUCUGGUACAUGUUGGGAAGACUCCAGGUUUUUUGUUGGUAAGUCUAGGGUUGCUGAAGGCUGCCCUUGCUGCAGAAAUUUACAGAAUGUCUUUAGCAAGUUCUGCUGUAUAAGUUGGAGUGUAUGUGUGCUGUUUUCACAUAAUGUAAUCCAAGUUCUUGUUGCAGAACCGAGUAUAUUUUAGCCUCCAGAUUUGCUGCCAUCAGAUUAGUUUAGGCAGCAAUUUUUUUACACAUUUGAAGACUGAUCUCUGUUUUUUUAUUGCAGAAAACCAGCUGUCUAUCCCUGCAGAGCUGUGAGUGAUUAUAUAUACUAUAUGUACUGAAUGGGUUAUAGCUUUUACCAACAAGUUCACUAAUUUAAAAAAAACUCAGGAAAUUCUAUAUUUUGCAUAUGUUAUUGUAACAAGUACUCCUGGACCUUGUGGCAUUUCUUUCAAAGUUUUACACUAGCUGUGUGCAUUUCAGCUUUGAGGUUGUGCAUAAAAUCAUAUGUGAUUGAGGGUGAGGUUUGAUUAAACAGAUCUUCUUUCCAUGAAAGAAAAGCAUAAGCUCUUGGAGAAACUGCAUCUCACAGGUAUAUUAAACUAGAAAAAUAAAAUGUAAUUUAGAAGCAGCAGUAUCAGUUAAUGGGGAAAAGCUUUUGUCUUUUUAAACUAUGUUUAUCUCAUUGGUGAAUUCAUACCUUUGGAACUAUAGCUUGUCAGUGUCUGGGUGAGCUGCAGGUGUUUGAUAAUGACAGUUUCCAUGUGAUGUGUACCCUAAAAAUAUCUACAAAGUGAACAAUCAUUAUACCUCAGUUCUUUCUUCCACCAUCAGUUUGUUGCUCUAAAACGUUUGCUAAAAGAAUGCUAGUGAUUAAGCUGGAAUGUUUAUUGCUUUCUAAACGGCUAUAGAGUGCCUGUUGUCAAAAUCUGUUAAUGCUAUAUGUUUUGCUUUUUAAAAUGUGCAUUAAAAUGGGUUGUUUUUUGA